AUGUGUGGUAUAUUUGGGUAUUGUAAUUUUUUGGUUGAGAAGUCUCGAGGGGAGAUUGUGGAUACGUUAGUGGAGGGGUUACAGCGGUUGGAGUAUCGUGGAUAUGACAGUACUGGUAUUGCUAUUGAUGGGGAUGAUGAGGAUGAGACAUUGAUUUUUAAGCAGAUUGGGAAGGUUUCUGCUUUGCAGAAGGAGAUUGAGAAGCAUAAUCCUAACCGGGACGUGCAUUUCGUGACACACUGUGGUAUUGCUCAUACGAGAUGGGCGACGCAUGGUGAGCCAAAGCAGGUGAACUGUCAUCCGCACAGAUCUGAUGUGACGUGUCAGUUUGUUGUUGUGCACAAUGGUAUUAUCACGAACUACCGUGAUUUGAGACAGUUGUUGACGAACAAGGGGUACAAGUUUGAGUCGGACACGGAUACUGAGUGUAUUGCGAAGUUGUUCAUGCACAUUUACCAGACGAACUUGAAGAAUGGGCACGAUCCGGAUUUCCACGAGUUGACGAAGCAGGUUUUGCAAGAGUUGGAAGGGUCUUACGGUCUCUUGUGUAAGUCUACGCAUUACCCUAAUGAGAUUAUCGCUACGAGAAAGGGUUCUCCGUUGUUGAUUGGUGUGAAGUCUGAAAAGAAGAUGAAGGUUGAUUUUGUGGACGUUGAGUUCCCAGAUUCGGAGCAAAUGCCCGACGUUCCUGUGAACAACGAGUGCAACUUGUUGAACGAUGCCGAGAGAAGCUUGCUUCCCUUGGCGGGCAACGAGAGCACUUUGCGUAGGUCGCAGUCGAGAGCUUUCUUGAGUGAGGAUGGGUCUCCAUCGCCGAUCGAGUUUUUCUUGUCCAGUGACGCAGCCUCGAUUGUGAAACACACCAAGAAGGUGCUAUUUUUGGAAGAUGACGACAUUGCACACAUUUACGACGGAGAGUUGCACAUCCAUAGGGCCACGAACAAGUUGAACGAGUCGGCCACGAGAUCGAUCCAGACCUUGGAGAUGGAGUUGGCCCAGAUCAUGAAGGGUCCUUACAAGCAUUUCAUGCAAAAGGAGAUUUACGAGCAACCGGAGUCGACGUUGAACACGAUGAGAGGUAGAAUCGAUUUCGAGACCAACACAGUCACGCUUGGUGGUCUAACGUCGAGGCUUCCAGCGAUCAGAAGGGCGCGCAGGCUAAUAAUGAUUGCGUGUGGUACGUCGUACCACUCGUGUCUAGCGGCAAGGGCAAUUUUCGAAGAGUUGACCGAGAUCCCCGUUAGCGUCGAGCUUGCGUCCGAUUUCUUGGACCGUAGGGCCCCCAUUUUCAGAGAUGAUGUUUGCAUUUUCGUUUCGCAGAGUGGUGAAACCGCUGAUACGAUGCUUUCGUUGAACUACUGUCUCGAGCGCGGUGCUCUCACGCUUGGUAUAGUGAACAGCGUUGGUUCUUCGAUCUCGAGGGGCACCCAUUGCGGUGUGCACAUCAACGCUGGUCCCGAGAUUGGUGUUGCGUCUACGAAGGCAUACACAUCCCAAUUUAUUGCAUUAGUCAUGGUUGCUUUAUCGCUAUCGGACGACAGGUUGUCCAAGUUGGAGCGUCGGAAGGAGAUUAUCCAGGGGCUCAAGUUGAUCCCUGAACAGAUCAAACAGGUGUUGAAGCUCGAGUCCCAAGUGAAGGAUUUGUGCAGCAACGAGUUGAAGGACCAGAAGUCUCUCUUGUUGUUGGGCAGAGGGUACCAGUUUGCCAGUGCGCUUGAAGGUGCGCUAAAGAUCAAGGAGAUAUCGUACAUGCACUCGGAAGGUGUCUUGGCAGGUGAGUUGAAGCACGGUGUGCUAGCGCUAGUGGACGAGAACUUGCCCAUCAUUGCGUUUGGUACCAGGGACUCGUUGUUCCCCAAGGUGCUAUCGUCGAUCGAGCAAGUCACUGCAAGAAAGGGCCACCCAAUCAUCAUCUGCAACGAGAAUGACGAAGUAUGGGAAGCCAAGAAGAAGAACAGCAACGGCAGUUUGGUCACUCUUGAAGUUCCACGUACCGUUGACUGUUUACAAGGACUACUAAAUAUCAUUCCAUUGCAGUUGACCUCUUACUGGUUGGCAGUCAACAACGGCAUCGACGUUGAUUUCCCAAGAAACUUGGCCAAGUCAGUGACCGUGGAGUAG
Messenger RNA from Kluyveromyces marxianus DMKU3-1042, 2121 nucleotides. It is a transcript of the gene GFA1, whose product is annotated as glutamine--fructose-6-phosphate transaminase (isomerizing) GFA1. Gene Ontology annotation, biological process: fructose 6-phosphate metabolic process; protein N-linked glycosylation; UDP-N-acetylglucosamine metabolic process. Lineage: Eukaryota; Fungi; Ascomycota; Saccharomycetes; Saccharomycetales; Saccharomycetaceae. The record is from RefSeq and is a predicted model, not a curated record. The transcript has a single exon. Gene Ontology annotation, molecular function: carbohydrate derivative binding; L-glutamine:D-fructose-6-phosphate transaminase (isomerizing) activity. The coding region runs from base 1 to 2121 and encodes 706 amino acids.